AUGUGCUGAUAGGAUGAAAUGCUGUUUACCUGAUUAAGCUUCACCAACGUUCAUCGGUGGGUGGUGAGACAGCAUGGCAGCGGCGGUGUUGAGGCAUUGUUGGAGAGGACUUUUACAGAACUCGGGUAAUGGAGCUGUCUGCACUGUCAGGUCGAAGAUCCUCGAGGGAUUUAGACAGAAAUCUACAGUACAGUACAUAUCACGGCCAGAUCAUCCUAAGCUGGCCUAUCGGAGAGUGAAGGGAAAGAGUCCUGGUGUCGUGUUCCUGCCUGGAUAUGGAUCUAACAUGAGCGGACAGAAGGCAGAGGCCCUGGAGGGGUUCUGCAGGUCGCUAGGUCAUGCAUACCUGAGGUUUGAUUACUCUGGUCAUGGAGCUUCUGAGGGUGUAUUUUCAGAAGGCACCAUUGGAACAUGGAAAAAAGACGUCCUGUUCAUGUUAGAUGAACUCGCUGAAGGUCCCCAGAUUCUCGUGGGCUCCAGUAUGGGCGGCUGGCUGAUGCUUUUGGCUGCUAUCGCUCGCCCAGAGAAGACAAAAGCCUUGGUGGGCAUUUCCACAGCAGCAGAUCAUUUCGUUACAGCCUUCAAGACACUUCCUAUAGAGGUGAGAAAAGAGUGUGAGGACAAGGGUGUAUGGACAAUCCCCACGAAAAGUAACGAGGAGGGCAUGUACACUGUGAGUAUGGACUUCCUGCGUGAGGCGGAGAACCACUGCAUCCUACAGAGCCCCAUCCCUAUCACCUGCCCCGUACGUCUCAUUCACGGCCUGAAAGACGAGGAUGUGCCUUGGCACAUCUCCAUGCAAGUGGCAGAGCGUGUGCUGAGCCCCGACGUGGACAUCAUUAUGCGGCGCCACGGUCAGCACCGCAUGGCUGAAAAAGAUGACAUCAAGCUCAUUGUCUACACCAUCGAUGACCUCAUAGACAAGCUUACCACGAUGGUGUGAAACGCCGUUUGGGAUGGGGUUACCGAGCAACCUGCCUUAAGACCCUCUCCCACUUUCUUUGCCAAGCACCCACUUCCUGUUUUGUUGUGCGAGACAAGAAUGAUGGAAAAGGUGACCUGGAAGACAAAAAUGUUUAUUUUACAUGUUUACCGCAAUACUGUGCCAUUAAACCUUUUAGGUAAAGCUGCUGUUUGUCUAGCAUAAGGUUUGUCUAGAUCAUCUGUGCCUUUUUUACCGUAUUUCACACUGUUUUAUGGAAAUAAAGCCUCUGUAUACCAAUAUGCAGUGUAAUUAAACACUGUUUCUUAAAUUCCUUAAAGCAAUGGUUCAGGUUCAAUGUUAAGCUCAGCUGACAACAAUAAUUUUAAUUUAUCUACCAUUUUAUACAUUUUAAUCCAUCAUUAAUAUACAUACAUACACGCCUGACCUCAUUCAUUUCCAUUGUACCUCACUAUAACCUAGAUUACUAUUAUUAUUUUUUUAUGUUUUUAAAGAAAAUAGUAUGUGCAACAAGUGAUAAUGCACUUUUUUUUGCAAUUAACAUUAGGUCACAAAUGCUGUAGAUUGAGUUUUUGCUGAAAUGACGGUUCCUUUUAGGCCAGUAUCUUGUAAGGAAUUAGUGGUGUGUACUACUGCUUUGGCCCACCUGAACAUCCACUGAAUAAGCAUGUUAUGCUGACCUUUCAGUUCUCUCCUGCCCUUUGCAUUCUCUUGUUUGUUUGGAGGACAUAUUGGGUCACUGCUCCAGAAACAGCUUGGUUGUUUAUUAACGUGCAUGAUUAGUGUUGGACUAGAUUCAAAGGGCCGGGGGCUUUUUUUUUUUCUUUUCUUUUUUUUUUUUUACCCCAUCCCAAUCCAAUGAGCUUUAACAACCAGACUGACCUUUCUAUAUCAGUUGAUUAUCAGAGGCCUCUAAAUUGAAAUGGCACCAAGCAGUUUACUCAAAAUAAAACAUGACUAGACGUGAAUACAUUAUUCAGGUGUCAUUUAAACCACAGUAAUUGCUCAGUAGAAGAGCUUGCUAGUAUUAUAUAAGCUGCCUUAUAUUUUGAUGUUGUUUAGCUACUAUUAAACUAUUAUAAAACACUGUAAUUUAAUACAAUCUUAGGGGUAUGUCGUUUAUUACGUAUUAUGUAAUUAAAGAUUUAAGUUCCUCAGUUUACUCGCUUAGGUCUACUUAAGAAAAAAACACGUUUAUUUAGUAGUAGCUAAAGUAGCUAUAAACCAUGCUUAAAGAAUUCCGUAAUUAUUUUAGCAUUAGAUGACUUGCGUUUCCUGUUUAUCACGUGCUACUCACUUUUUUUUCUCUCUCUCUCUCU
Messenger RNA from Onychostoma macrolepis, 2262 nucleotides. It is a transcript of the gene abhd10b, whose product is annotated as abhydrolase domain containing 10, depalmitoylase b. Gene Ontology annotation, biological process: protein depalmitoylation. Gene Ontology annotation, molecular function: hydrolase activity, hydrolyzing O-glycosyl compounds; palmitoyl-(protein) hydrolase activity. Gene Ontology annotation, cellular component: mitochondrion. The transcript has 6 exons. Lineage: Eukaryota; Metazoa; Chordata; Actinopteri; Cypriniformes; Cyprinidae. The record is from RefSeq and is a predicted model, not a curated record. The coding region runs from base 74 to 943 and encodes 289 amino acids.